CACCUGAAAGAGGUCUGGAAAGAUGGAAGACUUAUGUGACAGGGAUUAAAAUAGUAUAGAAGAUCUCUUGGUACAGAGUUCAGGAAUGACUCUCCAGGCUCCAGAUUAGUUCCUUAUACCUUUUCCUGUAAGCCUAGUGUCAAUAGAUAAGGAAUUGACUCCUUUUUCUAAGGUGUGAGAAGAAUGAUCAUUCCUUAGGGAAUUAUAAAUAUUUAAGGUUUUUUGUUGUUGUUUUUGUUUUUUUGAGAUAGGAUCUUGCUGUGUAACUCAGGCUGGCUUUGAACUCAAUCCUACUUUAGCCUCUUAAAUACUGGGAUUACCAGUGUGUGCCACCAGUAGGCAUUUUAAAGAUGACAGAACUCAAGCAGUACUACAGGACUAGCCAAAAUAGUUCAGGGACAUGCAGCUUGUGCCAAAACUACCCAGCCUUUUUCCUGCUGCAUCCAAGGGUUAGUUACUUAGUCUUGCCCUUGUCUUUUCCCCACAGUAACCCUCCACUGAGUGAAGAGAUGUUGCCUCCUGGGGAGUGGAUGUGUCACCGGUGUACUGUUCGCCGAAAGAAACGAGAGCAGAAAAAGGAGCUGGGUCAUGUCAAUGGACUGGUGGACAAAUCUGGCAAACGGACUACAUCCCCCAGCAGUGACACUGACUUGUUGGACAGAUCAGCUAGCAAAACUGAACUCAAGGCCAUUGCCCAUGCCCGGAUCCUAGAAAGGAGAGCCAGCCGGCCUGGCACCCCCACAUCCAAUGCCAGCACAGAGACCCCCACCUCUGAGCAGAAUGACGUCGAUGAGGACAUCAUUGACGUGGACGAGGAGCCAGUUGCAGCAGAGCCGGACUAUGUGCAGCCCCAGCUGAGGCGGCCUUUUGAGCUGCUGAUUGCUGCUGCCAUGGAGCGGAACCCCACCCAAUUUCAGUUGCCCAAUGAACUGACUUGUACCACUGCACUACCAGGUUAGCCACACCAUCAUCAUAUCUCCUUCCCCAUCCCAGCUUUCCCAAAUGAUUAUUACCCAGCAGAAGAUCAGUGCUGACUGCCCUUGUAACUGUUGUCUCAUGUUCCUAUUCUUGGCUCUGCCUUUAGAGAUCUUUGAAGGUUUUAGCUAUUACAGUGCUUAUUCAAUUUUCCAUUUUCUGAUUCUACAAACUCCUUUCCUGU
Castor canadensis (American beaver) is the source of this 1159-nucleotide messenger RNA. NCBI's taxonomy places the organism in Eukaryota, Metazoa, Chordata, Mammalia, Rodentia, Castoridae. The record is from RefSeq and is a predicted model, not a curated record.